This is a messenger RNA of Solea solea (common sole), 2489 nucleotides long. RefSeq names its product nuclear receptor subfamily 1 group D member 1-like. The record is from RefSeq and is a predicted model, not a curated record. Bases 626 to 2380 code for a protein of 584 amino acids. The transcript is spliced from 8 exons. Lineage: Eukaryota; Metazoa; Chordata; Actinopteri; Pleuronectiformes; Soleidae. Gene Ontology annotation, molecular function: RNA polymerase II cis-regulatory region sequence-specific DNA binding; nuclear receptor activity; zinc ion binding. Gene Ontology annotation, biological process: hormone-mediated signaling pathway; positive regulation of transcription by RNA polymerase II; cell differentiation.
GAGAGAGAGAUCCCUGACAUCUACACAUCAGUAAACAGGAGAUUCAAGAUACACACGCAGAGCGAGAGAGAGAGAGAGAGAGAGAGCGAAAGAGAGAGAGAGACGGUCACAUUUUUCAGGCACCGGAAAACGUGCUGGUUAUUUUAGGACCCGUGAUGCUUAUUGAUGAGUGGGGGGAGCUUUAAACUACUUCCACUCAGGUCGUGUUUUGGUGGUGACUGUACACGCACUCGCAUUGACACUGAGACGCCUGUAAUCUAGAGAAAGCCUCAGUCCACAGUGAUCUCUUUAGGUGCGAGCACACGGAGCUGGUCCAUACUGGGAACCAUCUAAAUCCUCGACUAUUUCUUUGUUUUUUAACAAAACAAUAUUAUAUUUUAUUCUUGCGCUUUUUAUUUGUGCACUCACCCUCAGAUGCUCUGUGCACACUCGUGCUUCUCUGAGCUUUGGGACACUCUCUCUAUGCCGAGGCAGUUCAUGACUCUUUCACCUGUUUCAACCAAACUCCUCGGUGUCGAACAGCAGCAGCAGCAGAUCCAGUCAGCCCAGCUUUAAAACGCCCUCAGUCGAACUGCAAGAAGAACCAAGUGAUCGACUCAGUAUCGAUUCAUCGACAAGGGAAAACAUGGAAAACAGCCCAGGUGGUGGUGUUAUUUUGUACGCCGGCUCCUCUGGCAGUGCCAGCCCGAGUCCUGGCAGCCCUUCAAGUGGAUACCAGACCCAGUCGCCCUCCUCCCACUCGCAGCCUUCGUCCCCAGAGGGUGUCUCCUUUCAGGAGAUUGGGGCCCUGAGGCAGCGAGGGGAACGAAGGGGCGGAACACCUUCCCCGAAAAUGGUCUUCCAGUUUCCCGAAGUAAACAAUGCCCCAGUCGCCCAAGUCACAACGGUGUCAUCGGCGACCUACAACCAUCCCACCGUUGCCAAAAGACCUUGUGGUUUCACUGGCACGUUCAGCAAGACCGGCGGCAUGGUGCUUCUGUGUAAGGUGUGUGGAGACAUCGCAUCAGGGUUCCACUAUGGCGUUCACGCCUGUGAAGGCUGCAAGGGUUUCUUCCGACGCAGCAUUCAGCAGAACAUCCACUACAAGAUGUGUGUGAAGAAUGAAAACUGUCUCAUCAUGCGGAUGAACCGAAACCGGUGCCAACACUGUCGUUUUAAGAAGUGUCUCUCCGUGGGCAUGUCCAGAGAUGCCGUGCGUUUUGGCCGCAUUCCCAAACGGGAGAAGCAGAGGCUACUGGACGAGAUGCAGAGCUACAUGAACAGCCUCAACGAAUCCGCUUCCAUGGAAAUGGAGGUGUCCUCUCCCCCCGACGCCCUCGCCGGUGCCCAGAACCAGACGAACGAGGGCCCCGCGCUGCAGUCUUACCAGAGCGGCUUGGUGAACGGCGACGGGAAGCCGCUCAAGAUGGCGUCCCACAACAACAACAACAACAACGGCGGCGGCACUCCCUCCUCCUCUUUCCGGAACAGUGCGGCGCAGGACGCGGCGAUGACGCACACGUCGACCCAGACGCAGCACGCGCCGCACAGGGAGCAGGUGAACGUGACGUCGAGCUACGGCAGCGCCCCCACAAACUGCCCCGCUGCCCCCACUCACAGUGAACACUCCGCUAAUCGUCAUGUGGAUAACGCCCAGUACACCUACUCCUCCAAUCAGAACCAGUGUCCCGUCAGCGGCAACAUGUCAGCGCAGGCCUACUCGUCCAAUCACAACGGCUUCCCAGCCAGUGAGUCCCAGAACCAAAACUCCUGCCCCUGGAAGCUGAAUGGUGGCGCCAAAGUGCUGGCAUGUCCACUCAACUCCUGUCCUGUGGCUCCAGCCAGCCGCUCCAGUCAGGAGGUGUGGGAGUCUUUCUCCCAGUGCUUCACUCCUGCUGUUAAAGAAGUGGUGGAGUUUGCAAAGAGCAUCCCAGGCUUCCAGACCCUCAGCCAGCAUGAUCAGGUCAUGCUGCUCAAAUCCGGCACUUUUCAGGUUCUGAUGGUGAGGUUUUGCUCAUUGUUUGACGCCAAGGAGAGGACGGUGACCUUCCUGAACGGGCAGACGUACUCGCUGGCGUCGCUGAGGGCUCUCGGCAUGGGCUCUUUACUGGACGCCAUGUUUGAUUUCAGCGAGAAGCUGGGAUCUUUGGGUCUGGAGCCGGAUGAGAUGGCUCUCUUCAUGGCCGUCGUGCUCGUGUCAGCCGAUCGCUCCGGUGUUGUGGACGUGGGAGCGGUGGAGCUGCUGCAGGAGAAUCUGAUCAAAGCUCUGCGGUCUCUCAUCACCAGUCGCCGCCCCGACGACAGCACCCUCUUCCCAAAGUUGCUGCUCCGUCUGCCAGACCUGCGCACCCUGAACAACCAGCACUCUGACAAGCUUCUAGCUUUCCGCAUCGAUCCCUGAGGUCAGACGGCGGACUGAGGUGUCUGCUUUGGGGAAACCAGGCCGAUCACAUACAGAACUCUGGCCUCUGCGUGAUGGACAAGAUGUGGGAGCCGUUCCGUGCCCACCU